This is a messenger RNA of Adineta ricciae, 1629 nucleotides long. NCBI's taxonomy places the organism in Eukaryota, Metazoa, Rotifera, Eurotatoria, Adinetida, Adinetidae. The record is from the annotation of a GenBank genome assembly.
AUGAAUACUCCUCAUUCGGCGUCAAAUCUCAGACGAAAAAUAAAGACUUUUGUUCGAGAUCUAAAUUUGUUUCCAUCAAUUCCUCCAUCUACUGAUGAACAUCAACUUUAUAAUCAACGGAUAUCUACAAGAUUAUUUCUCUUUUGUUUAAUCGUAUCGUUAACUAUUCUCCUUGUCUACAAUUCAGUCAUUACUAUCACACAGACUGUUAUUGUUCUAUCUCCAACAAUCACACAAUAUUCACAAUUAUAUGAAAAAUAUCCACAAACAUUAACAUGUCCUUGUUCAAAAAUUUCGAUCGAUUACGGUACAUUUUUUCGUAUUGAAUAUACAUUCCAUCCAUUUAAGACUGAUUAUAUAGUAUUUUCUGAUGACUUUCGCUGGACAUCAACAUUAGCAUUCCAAGCGUUGAGUACUCUUUGCCGAUUAAUGAAUAAGACCAUUGUAAAUCGUCUGACUCAGUUCUAUUCAAUUCAAUAUGUUAGUGCGUCUGUGACAUCCUUAAAAGAAUUUCAAUAUCAGUCUGAGGGUUUCUUGACUACGUUUAACAUAUCGACUAGGAACGAUUUCGUGAAUUCACUCUCUACAAUACGAGACAUAACUCAAAGUAACGGUUUAAUGUCUGGAAAACUGACUAAUUAUGGAUUCAUGUCAUCUAGAACGACUAAUAAUGUAAUUACAUAUACAAUACCGUAUGGUAAUUGUGAAUGUAUAACCUCAGCUAUUUGUACCGAUGAUUCAUCAAUUUGGAAUGCUAAUGGCAUGCGGAUAUUCUCAAUACCUGGUUUUUAUACUGGUUGUUAUGUGAUUGAAGCAUUACUUCGAUCCGAUCUCAGAUGUUUUUACAAUCAAGCAUGUAUCACUCGACUACAAUCAUAUAUCAAUUCUUCGAUAUCGAUGAACAUAUCAGCAUUAGAUUCGUCAUUGUUAAUUUACUUCGACGAAACCUCGACCAUUCGAGAUAUUCUUACUCUGUUAAUGGUUCAACAAUGGAAUAAGUCGAUACUUCCUGAGAAUUAUUUUAAUGAAUGUAAACCAACAAAUUGCGUCUAUACUUAUGAGACAAAGAACAGUGUUACUUAUCUUAUCACAACAUUGGUUGGGUUGAUAGGUGGUUUAAUAACAGUACUGAAAUUAGUUAUACCACGAUUAGUAAUGUUUAUAAGACGAAGAAAAGUAUCCGAUGUAGAAGAAAUUGGCAAGACAUACUCAAGAAUUUUUACUGUUGUAUCUAUGAAGAGUAGUAUUACAGAUUUCUUCAAAGUCGAGAUCUAUUAUGUUUGGAUUUUUUUAGAGCCAGCCGAGCAACAGAAUAGACAAAACAAACUUACACGAGUCAACGAUUGUUUUUAUACAUUAAAUAUAUUUCCAUCAAUUCCUCCAUCUACUGAUGAACAUCAACUUCAUAAUCAACGGAUAUCUACAAGAUUAUUUCUCCUCUGCUUAAUUGGAUCAUUAACUAUUCUCCUUGUCUACAAUUCACUCAUCACUAUCACACAGACUGUUACUAUUCCAUCACCAACAAUCACACAAUACUCACAAUUGUAUGAACAACAUGGACAAAUAUUAAUAUGCCCUUGCUCAACAAUUUCCGUGGAUNGUAUCUCGCUCACUUUUCUGACGAUAUAG